AUGUCACCCGUGGCGCCGGCACACCCGAGAAACGAGGAUAUGGAAAUGUGGCCAUGUAGCAAAAUCAAUAAGCGCGAGCAUUGGCGGCGGAAAAGUGGCAGUUACUGGCUGCGGAGUCCUGAUUUUUCGAGGCUCGAAUGCUGGAUUUCACCGGUGGCAGCGGUGGCUCUUGUGUGGAUGAUUAUUUGCGGCUCGCUGGUUGUGGCCAACUCCGUGCAUGCUGAUGGUCAUUGCAAUCAUCAGCAUCCGAAAGCGCAUGAGGUUAUCCACGGAGUACAGCUGGAACCUUUGCAUGUGAUUCGGAAACGUAGUAUCGAUCAACCACUUCGCAUACUGAUCGUGUACGAUGAGUCCGUUUACCGGCUGGAUACGGAUAAAUUUUCUCUUAUAAAUAACACCAUUCUACCAGAGGCGGUACGGUUUUGGGAGCAGGCCCUCAUGGUACGCCAGACGAAGGAGAUCAUAAGACUGAACCGAAAGUGUGAAAGCAGCCAAGUGUUUGUGAAAAAUUCAAUGACCUAUUGCAUCGAUUCCUGCAAGCAAGCAACCCUGUGCGGUGAGGUGCAAGUCCCACCAGAUCAUCUUGAUGUCUGUCGGGUUUGCAAUUCUACCGGACAGGACUGUCACGAGGACGCAAGCACGGUGGCUGGUCCGGGUAUUUCGAAUGCGGAUUUUGUGUUUUACGUGUCGGCGUUACAAUCGGAACGGUGCCAUAAAGGGCUGACUGUGGCAUACGCCGCACACUGUCAGCAGGAAGCUGCUCUCGAUCGCCCGAUCGCCGGCCAUGCCAAUCUAUGCCCGGACAGCAUCAGCACAAAACCACAGGAACUGCAGACGUUACUCUCGACGGUAAAGCACGAGAUCCUGCACGCGCUUGGGUUUUCCGUUAGCCUGUACGCGUUCUUUCGGAAUGACGAUGGCACUCCACGGACACCCCGGAAGCCUGACACCGGGAAACCAUAUUUGAACGAAAAGUUCCAGAUACACCAGUGGAGCAAUGAAACCAUUCGCAAGGUCGUUCGCACCGACUGGGCCGUGCGGGAUGGCACAAUAAUUCGUACGAUCGACAUGUUUGUGACACCGCGAGUUGUACGAGAAGUUCGCGAUCAUUUCAGCUGCCAGAAGCUGGAAGGUGCCGAACUGGAGGACCAAGGAGGCGAAGGAACGGCCCUAACCCACUGGGAAAAGCGAGUGCUGGAAAACGAAGCCAUGACGGGCACACACACGCAAAGUUCGGCCUUUUCGCGCAUAACCCUCGCACUGAUGGAGGACUCGGGAUGGUACAAGGCCAACUACAGCAUGGCAUCACCGUUGACAUGGGGUCGUGGACUUGGUUGUAAUUUUGCCAUGCGGAGUUGUAAGGACUGGAUCACUGCCAACACGUUAAGGGGUCGCUCGAUACAUCCGUUUUGUGCAAAGGUAAAACGCGAUCCACUGCAAACGGAAUGCACCGAUGAUCGAAGCUCGGUGGCGUUGUGCAACUUGGUACGCCACACUGCACCAUUAUCCCCGCAGUAUCAAAAUUUCGACUCCCUAGCACAUGUACCUGUAGGGGAGGAAGGCUACUAUGGAGGCUCUGUUUCGCUGGCCGAUCACUGCCCGUAUAUCCAGGAGUUUACUUGGCGAAGCAAAAAUGUGGUCGUACGAGGAUCACAGUGCCAGUUCGAAGAUAACAACCCAAAACCCGAGAAAAACUUUGCCCUUGAAUCCUAUGGGCCCACCUCCAAAUGCUUCGAUCACAGUGAGAACAUGUGGGAGGAGCGUUCUUGCCGACAAACGCGCGAAUGGCAGCACUGGGGUUCCGGCUGCUAUCAGUAUCGCUGCCAACAGGGCCGGUUGCAUAUUGUGAUCGCGAAUAAAUCGUACGAGUGCUACUUUGCCGGCCAAAAGCUUAAGGUACAGCUGAUGGCAGAGGGUUGGCUGCACCGUGGGGCCGUCGUAUGUCCUUCGUGCAAGGAGGUGUGCAACAGCGAAUUCGAACGGCGUGGUGAAAGGUGCAAGGUUAGCGAGGAUGCACCGCCUGACAGUUUCUAUCCUAGAGACGAUUUGAAAUGUAGUCGUGCUGCAACGCCACACACGAAAGUGUUGCUUUCUAGCUUAAUACUUUUAUCGUUAGCUGUGGCGACCAGCACGAGUGUGCCACGGAUAUACAGCUAAUCGAUGCCUUCGUCCUAGAAAUGCUUCAGUGCCGUGCAUUGUGAGGGAGAGAUUUUUCGUAGCACCAUUUCAACCACCAUUUCAUGUAUGUGAUAAUAUCAGCCGGGCGUCGGUUUCACUGGGACGCCCACGUGCCGGAGACAAUGAAUGCUUGUCUACCUAGUGCAUAAAAUAAGUCAUAACAACAAAGUUAACCUAGGUUAGUGUACCGUGGAGGUAUUUGAAUUGAACCACUUUUACCACCACAU
Molecule: messenger RNA, 2405 nt
Organism: Anopheles nili
Lineage: Eukaryota; Metazoa; Arthropoda; Insecta; Diptera; Culicidae
Gene: Invadolysin
Product: leishmanolysin-like peptidase
Exons: 7
Coding region: 1-2157 (718 amino acids)
Biological process (GO): proteolysis; cell adhesion
Cellular component (GO): cytoplasm; membrane
Molecular function (GO): metalloendopeptidase activity
Source: RefSeq, a predicted model, not a curated record